AGAGUGAUGUUCAACACCAUUGGCGCCACUAUUGUCUUCUUCAGCAAUCGUUUUGUUGUAUUAUUAUUACGAAGACAACACACAUACAUACAGUACUUUUGUUUUGAUACAUCGGUAGCGCCAUUCAUACCAUAGCGACAGAUCUGUGCCAAUGAUUUUCAACCAAAUGAAGACUUUGUCCGACCAAUGGGUGUCACUAGUGAUGUGAUGUCAUUUGCGAAGAGAAAGGACAGACAGAGAUAGGUUUGGUUAUCAUUAUUGUUGUUGUGUUGUGUUUAUUGAAUCCAUGAAUGAUGAACUGAUUCGCGCCGGCGAUUGAAUCUCCGGCGACGACAACAACAAUAACAACAGUUGUGUUCAACACUUCUUAUAGUUGAAGAAGAAGAGUUGUCUCCUGUCAUUUGAUUUGACUGACAAACAGUCCAUCAGUAAAGAAGUGACAGAAAAGUAGACGAAGAGGAAGAAAAAGGAAGGAAAAGAAGAAGGAAAAUAAUGACCGAAAAAGAUUUCCAGAAGUUUUACCACGAAGUGAAACACGUGGAAAAAGAAGAUUCAGUGUACACGUCGGCCAAACAGUUGGCCCGACUGUUGAGGCCCGGCUCGACGUACGCCAAUCUGAAUCCGUUUGAGGUACUACUAGUCGAUCCAGAGGACGGCGUCGAUGUUAUCAAACGCCAGUACAAGAAGCUAUCGAUUUUGUUACAUCCGGACAAAAAUCCGGACGACAGAGAUCGGGCACAGACAGCCUUCGAUGUCCUUAACAAAGCCUAUAAGUGUCUGGAAGCGGAACAGACCAGAGCCAGGGCUCUUGAAGUAGUAGAAGAAGCGAAAUUCAAAGUAAACCAAAUGAUCGAUGAAAAGCGAAAAAAAUUGAAGAAAGAGAGAGGACUGACACGCGAUAGGGAUGCCGUUGUCGAUGAAGACGAUCCGCUGAAGUUUAAACAGGCAGUCAAAGUGCAGACAAUCAAACUGUUUGCCGAUUACGAACGGAAACGUCGGUCGCUGGAGGACAGGGCUCAGGAAGAAAGGAAACGCAAACGCGAACAAGAGAUCGACGAAGAAGAGACCAAACAAGUGGAGAAGGAAUGGACAAAAAAUUUUGAAGAAAGCCGACAGACACGGGUCAACUCGUGGCAAUCGUUUAGUAAAAAUAGUAAAUCCAAACGUAAAGACAUUCGGCCGCCAAAACAUAAAGCCGAGACACGUUAGGAACCAAUAGUAGAUUUAAUUAAUGCCUGUCUUUUUACUACUACUACUACUACUACUACUACUACUACAACCACUACCAUACCAACUGUCCUACUCUUGUUGUUGUCUAACGUAUCGAUAAUUUUUGUUUUUUUUUUUGCAUUUCAUUCAACUGUCACUCAUAUAUCGAUAUAUAUAUAUACCGUAUAUUAUUAUUAGUAUUAUUAUAUACAC
Molecule: messenger RNA, 1422 nt
Organism: Oppia nitens
Lineage: Eukaryota; Metazoa; Arthropoda; Arachnida; Sarcoptiformes; Oppiidae
Product: dnaJ homolog subfamily C member 8-like
Exons: 1
Coding region: 493-1209 (238 amino acids)
Cellular component (GO): nucleus
Source: RefSeq, a predicted model, not a curated record